CGUGGGUGCCCCUCCCCUCUUGUUUACCUGUUCGCUUCUCCUCCCUUCUGUUUUAUAUCCGCGCGCGCGCGCAGAUUCCUUCACACCGCCAAUCGGCCUGCGUCAGCCGACGCGUAAGCGCAAGCGCCAGCGGCACCGCCACGUCGGCCUUGCCGGUGCCAGCUCAGCACCAGUGUACACGCACUGGAGUGAAGUUUCCCAGUCUUUACACUUGUCGACUCAGCGUAACUUCUUUUUCGAGUGGCCGUCACGCCCUCUGCCCUCUGCUACUGAUUGCGUUGGUCUUCUGUUACACUCGUCGUCGACGAUGGGGUGGGUUACUGAAGGCGCGCUCCAAGGUCUAGUCACGGUCAGUGUUCUCGGGGCUUUCAAGCGAGGAGGGCUUAUCAGAAUUCAUCCAGAGAAUGUACAAAAUGCGAAUGCGAGGAAGCUGUUCGAGGCAGCCAUUUGGGUUGGAGAUAGUAUUGUGGAGAAGUCGGUUGUUGCAUUUGGAGAGGCAAAGAGGUUGGUGGCGAAGAAUGCGCCGGAUGUCGCCGAGAUGAUGAAAACCGCUACGGAGAAAGUCAAGGGUGUCACGAGUUCCGCCGGCAGUAUUGCUGCCAAGGCUGUGGAUGCAGCACCGAAUGUGAAGCCUCCUCGUCCUUCUUCCAAGGCUCCAUCGUCGUGAAGAUGCGGAACACAGAGGCAGAGGCAGACUCUUUGCAGAUAAUUUCGUUGACAUCUUAGGCUAGGGGUUUUCAGGAUGAAUGUGACAGAGCCUUGUGGUGGAUGCUCUCGUCGCAUUGCUUAGAAGAUAAGGAAACACAUUACGUUCGCUAGGGCAGGCAGAGGUUCGGCCUUAACAAAUCCCCCCCCCCCCUUCCUUUGGGAUGGAACGUAAGUAGACAAAAGGAAGGCAGCAAAGGGGGGAAGAAUGAGGACCGGUUGUGGAAUGGUGAAGCGGGAGGUGAGGUGAGCGAGUGGCAGAGGAAGGCAGUUGUGAACUGAACCUGUUGCACGGGGUUUGUAUAUUUCGUAAUGUGGAAUCAAGUACCAUGGAUUGAAGAUGGUUCACCCGAUCCUUGUCAUGAAUGGAGACGAGGAGGUGAAUGCUGCUGCGACCGCCAAUUCGCAGGUGUAGAAGGGGCUGCCCUGCCUGUAGCUCUAUGUCAGAGGGAAGCUGCAUGCCAUGCCUCUCAAUCAGUCUGUAUUAUGUAUGCCUUCCCUCUUCUGUACAGAUCGGAGCAGAUCUGUCCCGCUUUGGAUGACCCUGCUGUGGUCUCGUCACUUCAUUGCUGGAGAUGAUGGUUUGCUUGAUAUGAGCGCGUUCUCUCGUCUCUGAAGAUCAGGCCUCCGGUGGGGCAUCACGCGUGCGUUGGGCUUCUCACGAUGUACACGCACUCGAGAUGUACCUGCAUCUGAAACUCUCGACUGUAGUUAUGGUGAAGAUUUCAGUUGAAAAGGCCAUCACUAGUGCAAGGGGCAGGGGCACCCUUAGCUCUCUCGCUUGAGGUGGAGAGCUUGGAGAUGGGAGUGGUUGGUCUGGUUUUCAGACGUGGCCGCACGAUGGAAGGGUCUAUUCUUGUCACAUCGUAUAGUUUAAACGGAAGCCCUUUUUGCUGCAAAUGUUCCAGUGUGUCCCUGUGAUGGCCUGGCGUGGGGGGUGGCUUUCUCCUUAUGUUUUUUUUUUUUUUUUUUCCUGAGACAUGGCGGGGUAGUGUCGGGGGGGAGGGAAGGGGUGCGGAGGUGCGUUUUUCAGUUGGUGGAAGAGAUUAUGUAGCAGCAACUGACUGGUAGAUAGAUGCAAUUUGCUGGUCUGUUAGACACUGUACCAGCUCGUCUGUGUCGGUUAAGAUUUUGACACUGCAGUUUUCCACUUUUUUUUUGUUUUCUUCUUUUCGUUUUUUCUUUUUUCUGUUUUUUCUUUUUCCCCCUGAUUGGCUGACCGAUUGUGUAGUCAUUCUUUUUCAUUUGCUCAUCCGAGAGUUCGUGCCAUGAAAAUUACGACGGGCAGAAAGUUUGAACGUGAGUCCCGCCGUCUCGAAGCGCCGGAGUUUAUGCCUAAGCAGGGGCUGCCUUGUGGAGGGUCGGGGGGGGGAGGAUUGUUUGUGUGGGGAAGGGGAAGAGUCAUGUCUGCUUGUCGUUGACAGAAUGAUCUUUGUCGAGGUGGGGGACGUUGCUCUGCUCUUUUCUCUUCCAUGCCUACUUUUUAGUGCAACAAAGGACACAAUUCUUGAUGCUUGCAGUAUUGUUUGUGUGGGGAACGGGAAGAGUCAUGUCUGCUUAUCGUUGACGGAAUGAUCUUUGUCGAGGCGGAGGACGUUGCUCUGCUCUUUUCUCUUCCAUGCCUACUUUUUAGUGCAGCAAAGCACACACAGUUCUUGAUGCUUGCUUUUAACAGUUUUAUCUGUUUUAAACUCUUUUCUCUGGGGUGAAUUAGUGCAAAGCAUACGUUUUCGAGCCUUCUUCUCUGUGGUGGAUUUGUACAAAGUGUCGUUUUUUUAAUGUUCUUCCAUGGUAUAACAGCUAUAACAGCAGCAGUCGCUGUUGUAUGUGGAGGUGCUUUCUUACCUGAUCACCGAUGUCAAAGACAACAGCAAUUUGACUGUGGAAUUUGUGGGACGCCAAAAUUUUGUAUCAGCUGUGCUCUCAAAC
Messenger RNA from Chara braunii, 2634 nucleotides. NCBI's taxonomy places the organism in Eukaryota, Viridiplantae, Streptophyta, Charophyceae, Charales, Characeae. The record is from the annotation of a GenBank genome assembly.